This is a messenger RNA of Marasmius oreades (fairy-ring Marasmius), 1335 nucleotides long. RefSeq lists its product as uncharacterized. Lineage: Eukaryota; Fungi; Basidiomycota; Agaricomycetes; Agaricales; Marasmiaceae. The transcript has 4 exons. The record is from RefSeq and is a predicted model, not a curated record. Gene Ontology annotation, molecular function: glycerophospholipase activity. Gene Ontology annotation, biological process: macroautophagy; neutral lipid catabolic process; piecemeal microautophagy of the nucleus. The coding region runs from base 80 to 1291 and encodes 403 amino acids.
ACCGCUCUUCGUCUCUUCGCUUACAUGCCAAAUCCUGCCUUCUGAGUGGUAGUGACUCGCUGGUUCAACUGCGACCGCCAUGUUCUCCAUUCUCCCCACAUCUCUCAGUUUAUUUCUCUCUUCUCUGCUAUGGAAGACACGAGAAACGACCUCACAGCUGCACUUCCAGCUACGACAUACUCAUGCCAUUACCGAUCAUUCACGAAUAAUCUUCUCAGAUGAACCCAGAGCAUUAUCAGCCGAGACCUUCUCCAUCGACACUACAUCAAUCACUACAUAUCGCCCACCAUCCUUCUCCGCGUUUUCUAAUGCUCGCUACCGUUCGCUACGACGCCUUGAAUCAGAGUCUCUAAUCUGGUCAGCGACUGAAGUCCGAGGACCUGAUGUGCGUAACCGGGAAGUUCUGCAGUUACUCGCAAAUAUGACUGCGAAUGCGUAUACUCAACCAGAUGGUAAGAGCUGGUAUGACCUUGGGCCAGAUUGGAACGCGACGUAUCCGUAUGGUUGGGAACCUGAUGCUGACGGAUUUCGUGGUCAUGUUUUUGUAUCCACGGAUAACUCGACUGUUGUGGUAUCAAUCAAAGGAACCUCAUUGCCGUGGAUACAUGGUGGACCAACUACGGCGAAGGACAAGCUCAAUGACAACCUCUUGUUCUCGUGCUGCUGUGCGAGGGUUGGUCCUACAUGGUCGACUGUCUGCGGGUGCUACGAGGGUGGAUACAAGUGCAAUACGAACUGUGUGGAAAAGAGCUUGGCAGAGGAGAGUUUGUUUUAUCCUAUAGGCAUGAAUCUAUACAACAACAUAACUUACAUGUACCCGGAAGCAAAUAUUUGGAUAAUCGGCCAUUCGUUGGGAGGGUCUCUGGCGUCACUUAUUGGCGUCACGUUUGGAACACCUGUCGUCGCUUUCCAAGCUCCUGGGGAACAAAUGGCUUCUCAAAGGCUUCAUCUACCUUCGCCUCCUUCCACUCAACACGUUACCCAUGUCAUCAACAACGCUGAUCCAAUUGCCAUGGGGGUUUGUACCGGUGUUUCUUCAAGCUGUGCUGGAGCUGGUUAUGCCAUGGAAUCUCGCUGUCAUUUAGGCAACAUUAUCCGAUACACUACUAUCGAACGGUUUGGAUGGUCGAGUAAUGUCAUGAACCAUGGGAUCAAGGUCGUCAUAGAUAAGGUCUUGAGCGAUGAGACGUGGGAAGUCCCUGAGCCGUCCCCUGAAGAUGCGGAUUGUUGGAGUACUGAGUGCGCGAGCUGGACGUUUGACAAAGACACCGACAGUAUCGAAUUAUUGUAACAUACUCUACGAAACACUAAUAGAAGUGCACCAUUUGCCGAGCA